This is a messenger RNA of Cladocopium goreaui, 5409 nucleotides long. The record is from the annotation of a GenBank genome assembly. NCBI's taxonomy places the organism in Eukaryota, Dinophyceae, Suessiales, Symbiodiniaceae.
AUGGACUCCCUGACCAGAGAUUUUCUGAAGUACGGCACCUGCUGUUCCAAGAAUCGACGUUGCAAACACCUUCCGAUUUUGUCAAAGUCUUGGAGAAAGUCAAACCUAGACAACAGAGAGAGUUGGCUGAGAGUGGAGUGUAUGGAAGACUGGAACAAGUUUCUGGAGCCAUUGGAAAUUACCCUCCACAGCCACAACACUACACGUCGAAUGAAACAAGCUGGGCAGCAUGCGUGCCACUAUUUCCUCAUGGUGACUCGGGAGAAGUAUGCUCAAUUUGGAGAUGUUGGCAUGGUGGAAAACUUUCAGGAUGAGCCGCCCAGCCCAAAGGAUGUCGUGCUGGUGCUGAAAUCGCAUUUGUCCUCGGAUGACAUCUCACAGAAACCUUUUGUGUUUCUACCGGCUUCUGCUCUUCAGAAUCUGCAAGGUUGGCCAGAGUACACGGUUCAACUGAACAAAAUGUCCAAGGAGACUGAAAAAGAACUCCGGAAGACCAUAGAAAAGGUCACCCAACCACCAUGGCACAUGGAGGCGGCUGCUGAAUACAUUGAGCAACUCAUUCGCCAAUCGGGGUGCCAUCCACAAUGUGUUCGUGACUCUCACCCACUGGAAGAAUUGAAAGCGAAGCUGGCAGAUGGAGAAUCCAAGCCAGAGCCCGGUGUGUUCAAGGCAUCAGACAUGGACUUUUGGAAGACGGACCCUGCGAAAGUGGAGGUGAAGAGAGCGGCAAAGAAGAGAUCUGCAGCGAAGUCUAAGGCAGCUGUGCCUGUGAGUGGCGCCCAGCCUUCACAUGCAGCGGUUGCAAUCGACCUUCCCAGUGGAAACGAGGAUGAAGCUGCUCCUGCUGCAGGACCUGGACUUCCAGCUGGCCCGAGGCUGGUUGAGGACGAUGAUGUUCCAAUGUCUUUGCCGAGCCCAGCCGAGAGUAUUCAUGAUGAAGACCCUGGGCAUGGGCGUGGGCGUGGGCGUGGCAGGGGCCUCAAGAGGCCUGCUGCAGCAACAUCAAAAUCUGUGCCAAAGAUGAAAAAGCCAGCGGCGGCUGAGUUGAGGCUAGCUGCACCGGCAGCAUCAGAUGCAGCUCCACCAGCAGAUGCAGCCCCACCUGCAGAUGCAGCCCCACCUGCAGCAGCAGGGGCUGAUGAGCCACAGGAGGGUGGCAGAGUCCUCAAGAUCCGUGGAGCGUUGCAAGUUGUGCUGGAGGAAGGCAUGACAUUAGCUUCAGCUAUGCCGGCUGUUCAUUCAUCGCGUUUGUGUGAUGAUGAUGUGGUCAUGGUUUCCAGUGAUGAUGACCUAGAAGACAAUGUGGAGAUUGUUCCAACCACUUCACCAAGACAUGGCCAUCCAGAUGAUCGUUUUUUUCAUUUCAUGGAGAUCUACAGCCCCUUCAGGGUAGCUGCAAGCAUCCACAAAAUGGGAAUGGCUUCAGCUGCAAGCCUGGAUGUCAUCAAUGGUUGCGACUUACUCACGACAGAUGGAAGGAUGAUAGCCCUAGCACUCCUGGCCGAAAGACGGCCGAUGUUCUUGAUGACAUCUCCUCCUUGCACAAUGUACAGUGAACUAACCCGCCUUUGGAAUGCUGCCAAGAUGAGUUGGGAAGUUCGUGCCCUUCGACAACGUGAUGCGGACCACAUGUUGAAGUUUGCCUUAGAGAUGUGCCGUAUACAGGGCAAGGUAAAGCAACUGGCUUCCCACCCAGACACGAAGAUGGUGACGUUUGACCAGCUGCUUGGCCUUUAUAAUUACAGGUCAUCCUACAAUAACCUCUUGAUGACCAGCAAAGAUUGCAAAUGCGAUCAGGACGACAAAGGCUCUACUUCUGAGCAGCACCCAAUCCGCAAGCGCACCACGCUCAUGACAAAUUCACAGAGCGUGGUGGAUAUCUUCCGGAAGCUUCAGUGUCAGUGCCAAGUGUACACCCCUGGCUUAUGCGAAAAGCUUGCUGAAGCCGUGUGGGAUGAGUUUAGAUUCGUGCAGGGGGGCUUAGCCUGGGUUCAGCUGAAACCGAGCGGCAUGUCCGAGAGCAUAGAAGAACUUCUUGACAAGUCAAUGGAAUCAGAAUCAGCCAAUGAGACACGUUCAAAGGCUGAUGAGGAUCUUUUUUCAAUGGCCAAGAAGGAAGAAGAUGUGAAGAUGGAGCAGGCUAAAUCUGACUUGAGAGCGCUGGAAGAUGCAGUGAAAUCAGCAGGCACUGAAGAUUUCAAGCCUGCGUUUUAUGCCUUUGGGAAGGCAGUUCUUGAGCAUUGCAAUGGUGCCCGCAAUGUCUUGACUUCGGUGCUUGGGGACGAGUUGGCCCAUGGUCAAGAGUUUCUGAAUCAGAUCGCUGAGUUCUUUCCGAAGAGUGAUGCCAUUAGCUUUGCUACUCAGCUUCCUGGCAAUGACUCAGAUGAGUUCAAUUUGCAUUUGACAGAUCUGAGCUGGCUGCCACAUUCCUCGACAAAGCCAGCCCCAUACCUCCACACUUGCCUGCAACUUUGGGAUGAGAUCACCACCAAUGGCUUUAUCACCAAAGGCGUGAGACUGUCAGUCUUGCAUCGUGAGCUGUAUGACAGCCUGAUGGUGAUCCGCUGCCGCCGUGGUUCUAUGUCCCAUGAUUUGAUGCAAGUGGCCUUCACAAAUGCGAAGCUGAGCAGCAGGGGUGCCAUCAGGAAGUCUCAUGAUGUUGCUUGCUGGCUUUCGAAGAUGAGCAUGCUGGUUGAUCGCGGGCUGAAGGCUGAGAGUGCUAUCAAGGCGUGGAAUCAGGAGGCGACAAGAGAAAGCCAACUCACUGGACAGAAGCGGGUGGCCUUGCUGGCAUUGUUGUCAGGGCCAGAUGGGACAACGAAAUUGCUGCUGGACCAUGCCAGUUUCUUUGGGUCUGCUUCAGCAUUUAGUGAGGAGUGCUUUGCAGCCAAAAACUUGUUUCCAGGAUACUUCCCCAGGACUGUCUUGGACAAGACAUGGCGCUCUAGAUUGACGGUCACUGAUGCUGGGUUCUUGCUGUUCUUGCGCUACACGGAUGCAUGCCACCAUCAGAAGCUGCCUGAAACCAGGGGAAAACUUAGCAAAGAGAGGUGUGCAGAACUCAGCCAACUUACUCAGCUGGUUGUGGCAGUGGAGGCUGAACUGAAGGAGGGCGGUGUGGUGACUUCCAAACUCACAGACGCCUUGCUGGACUGCGAUGCGAACCUGGAGCUGGAGCUGCAAGUUGCUUUGAGCGAAAAGGCCGCCAAGUGGAAGCCUGCUGAUCUGACUUUGGUUCAAGAAAUUCUCAAGGCACAUUCGGCCACAGCUGACUCCAAGUUCUUUGUUGAGAAGCGAGUGGUGGCAGCUGGUGAACUGGAGAGAGAAGAAUUUGACCUCAUGAAGAAAAUGUUUGAGCAUGACCUCAAGUCAUUUGAGAAUUGGAAGGUUCGAUGCCAAGACAGAGACUCAGCAGUUUACCAUGCGGAAUUGCAGCACAAAGUUCAACGACAGCAUGAAGCCCAAAAACAAGCCCAGAGUUUGUUUGACAUCACUUCAGUGAAUUGGUUUGCAUCUUUGGAAGUCCUUGGAAGUCCCAAUGAAGUUACCCACCGCAUCAAAGCUACUGUGAACAAGCUCAUGAAAACCUUCCAAGUUCGAUCUGAGGAGAUCUAUCUUUUGCAAGUUUGUAACUGGAGCUCGCCUAGCUUGGUUUCCUCUGCUGCGCAGAAGUGCCAAGCCACAGUUCUUGGAGCUCUGUGCAAUGAUGCAACUAGCUCAGGUCGCUCAUUGGGAUGUGUUUUCGAGCCAUGCCAUACAUACAACAAAGGGCAGCUUUGGAAGCAAGAAGAGAUGCUCCACAAGAUGUUGGUGAAUGCCAGAUGCAACAUCGAUGGUCGAUUUGUCCUGCCCUUUGUUGAGCGACAAGAUGACCGCGACCAGAGGCGGACUUUCCCAUCUGAAGAUGAAGCCUUCGGCAAAGUCUGGAGUGAAUGGAAGUCAUGCCCGAUCUUGAGCAAAGGACUUCUUGAAGAGGCCCACUGCCUACCAACCAAGGAGCUUGUCACCAUUGAAGAUUGCAGUGAGUCUGCGCUCCCAGCAUCGACAACCUUGACCCACACCACAAAUCCAGCAGAAAAAUGUUGCCAACUUGGAAAGGAUGCCUACCAUUCAUUUCUGAGGGGGGCAUUGGGAACUUUGGGCACCAAGAGCUCUAAGCCAGUGGUGUUGGUUGUGGAUCUCUUUGCGCAUACAGGGGAUCUUGCUUUGGCAGUGUUCAAAGAGAAGUUUGCCCCUGCGAUGUCGAACCACCUGCAUUACUUGGCGUUUCACGCCAAUCAACUGGAGGCAGUGUUACAGAUUUAUGACAUUUGGCUUUCAAGUUGUUUUAGCCUUGGGCAGGUUGAAUGGGCCAAGCAGCAUCACAUCGAACAUGUCUUUGGCAACUUCUUGACUGGCGAUUUCAAGCCUCUGACACCUCUGCCAGGGCCUCCUGACCAGCUGGCAAUGCCAGGGCCCACGCCUCCUACUUUGAGUUUGUUGGCUUGGGGAACAGGAAAGGCCAAGGAAACUUUGAAGACCCCAGACAAAGUCUUGAAAGCUUGGUGGGAUGGCAAUUUCUCGCUUGAGUUCCGGGAAUUUGUGGAGGCAGCCAGGCAGAACCAUGAGCUUGACGUGAAGAUCACUGAUGAUUCAUCGACUGGUCGGCCCACCAAGAGGCCCAGGCUGACGGAGGCUGAAGGAGCUAAGGUGGAAACUCAGGCAGAGACUGAAGUGAAGGAUGCUAAGAUUGAGUCAAAGGACCUCAGUGACCUGCCAACCUUGUGCUAUGAAGCCAAAGUCACUGCAAACCCGAAACUUGUUGUGAAGGUUACCAUCGGCCAAGGUGUCUUCUUGGAGAACACUGGCACCAGUGAUGAAAGCAUCAAAGCUGGCGUGGUACUGUGUGGGUACUACAAAGGCAAGUUCUGGAGCCCAGAUUCGACAUCAGAGGCGCCAAGUGAGAAAGCAGAUGUGACAUUCAGGUUGACAUCGAACUUGGAUCAUGUGAUGCUGAAUUCAAAGUACCAGCCUUUGGGUGACAUCAUCAAGGCCAAGCGCCAACUCACUCCUGCUGAUGCACAUGUCUCCUACCAUGAGUUGAUUGACUCCCCGACCCCGACAGAUGCAUCGGCUUUCAAGCUUGAGCCCAAGAAAAUGACAGUGUACUUCAAGGUGGCUGACUUCCCUGCAGUGAAGACAGAAGAAGGCGAGGGCGAAGCCAAGCUGAUGAUCCCAGCUGCCCAUUUGGCUGGUGCAAUCCCUGAGAAGGUAUGGCGUGACAGCCAGCUUGCUGAGAUUGUUUGGGCCGUCAAGUGGCCCGCAGUUGCUGCCAAGGGUUUGCAACCAAUCCGCCCAAUGGUAAUGACUUCAAAGGAGUUCGUCAUUAAGAGCAAGACAGCUGUUGUGAUUGCCAAGCCCAAUGUUUGA